AUGGCUCUUCGCUCUCUCUUUGUUUUCAUGGUGGUGGCUGCGUUGUUGUUGAGCACCACAAUGGCUCAAACUCCGGCUACCUCGCCGGUGGCUACUCCUCACAAGAAAGCUAAGCAUCACUCAUCUCACGCUCUUUCUCCCUCUCCCGCCGUUUCACCCUCCGCCGGAGGUUCUCCACUCUCUUCCCAGGGUGCCGUAUCUCCCUCCUCCAUUUCUACUUCACCUUCCGGAGCACCAGGACCGGCUCAAAGCGCUGCCGUUUUGAACAGAUUCACCGUCGUUUCUUCUGCUGCCGUUGUUGUCUUCUCUGCUGCUCUACUAUUGUAG
This is a messenger RNA of Arachis stenosperma, 327 nucleotides long. RefSeq names its product classical arabinogalactan protein 1-like. The record is from RefSeq and is a predicted model, not a curated record. NCBI's taxonomy places the organism in Eukaryota, Viridiplantae, Streptophyta, Magnoliopsida, Fabales, Fabaceae. The transcript has a single exon. Bases 1 to 327 code for a protein of 108 amino acids.